Messenger RNA from Anopheles coluzzii, 2932 nucleotides. RefSeq names its product forkhead box protein K2-like. Gene Ontology annotation, molecular function: RNA polymerase II cis-regulatory region sequence-specific DNA binding; DNA-binding transcription factor activity, RNA polymerase II-specific; protein binding. The transcript has a single exon. Bases 326 to 1717 code for a protein of 463 amino acids. Lineage: Eukaryota; Metazoa; Arthropoda; Insecta; Diptera; Culicidae. Gene Ontology annotation, biological process: regulation of transcription by RNA polymerase II. The record is from RefSeq and is a predicted model, not a curated record.
UCAAACACUAAAUUUGAAUUUAAAGCUCCAACUGACGUUUGGAGUCCGAUGACACCAAUACAAUCACAGCCGGCGCUGCUGUCAAUCCAACAGCGCAUUUUGAUCCGUUGCCACCGUGAAAGCGUUGUGUUCUCUGGAAAACCGUUCUUUUCGCAAUUCGCUUGUGUCGUGUUUGUGUCGUCCCUACAUGCUGAUAUUGUAAUUCUUCCAUUAGCAGCGUUUUACAAGGUUUGUAUGAAAGCGAUAGCUGUGUUUGUGUGCUUAUUUUUGCAAUACUAUUGUGCAUAUUACGUUAGUCUCGGUCGUUGCAGCACUGUACCGUACGAUGUCUACUACCAACGAGACCGAUCCGAACAAUGAACUUCCGGUGCCAGUUCCAUACAAAAAUCAGUAUGUUCCAUCCUUUCCGUUCGGAAUAGCGGCCAAUAGCAGCAUUAGCAGCACCAAUGCCUUCCAACCGCUGCCAUCCAAUACGGCCAUCAUGUCCCCCAUGUAUGCGGUCUUCGCGCGUCUAAUCUGCGGAGACCAGAAUGUGCUUAUCAUCGGGCACAGAGUGGUCGUUGGACGCGCCCGCCUGAACAAUGCCGUAGAUUUCCAGGUAGCCAGGGAUACGUUGAUUUCGCGGAAACAUUUCAUUCUGCAUUACUCCGAUGGCGUAUUCGCGGUGGAGGUGUUAAGCAAGAACGGGGUUUACCUGGAUAAGCUUUUUCUGCCACAGAGCGACCUGCCGUACAUGGUGCCGAAAAGUUGCGUCUUUAAAUUCCCGAGCACGAGUACGACCGUGUUUUUCGAGAAUCUUGUUGAGAGCGCGGCAAACGAUGGUGUUGUAAUGGUUAUGAACGGGCCUACGGCACCGAGCGCUGAAGCGAUGGAUUUGAGCUGUAAGAUACAGCAUACUGAGGAUGCCAGCGUCAACGAUGUGGUGCCUCAGGAUAAUGCAAUUGGUAGUGAACACGUGAACAAUAAUCCGACUAUCGGCUCCGAUAUAAUGACUCUGAUUGAUAAGCUUUUGCUUGCUGCUAACGUCAAAUCGGAACCACCGGCUAACAAUUCGAAGGAAGUGGAUAUCCCGAACGUCCCAUUGGAUUGUACCGGUAGCGGUUCGCCUAUCAUUUCCGAAGAGCAUCAGCUAGAAGCCCUUCCGGAUGCGUCCGAGAACGAAUCAUCAGCCUCCUACGUGCCGACAGAAUCGAUCGAAAUUGUCAAGCCACCGUACAGCUAUGCGCAGCUGAUCAUUCAAGCCAUCACAGCCUCACCGCAGCAGCAGUGCACGCUGCCGGAAAUCUACGCCUACCUACGAGCAAACUAUCUCUUCUUUCGGCAGCGCCGUCAGGAUGGGUGGCAGAAUUCGAUCCGCCACAAUUUGAGCCUGAAUCGGUACUUCAUCAAGGUGCCGCGCAUGACCGAUGUGGCAGCGAAAGGUUGCUACUGGCGCAUCGAUCCGACCUGCUACGCAUCGCUCAAGAAGAAACGCUUCCAGAAGCGCUUGCAAUGGCGCAUUCGGGCCGCAAAGGCGGAGUGCCGUUCGGCACCAGUGUCUCCGUACACUAGCGACGAUUCGAACGGUGAGCCGGCGCUGCUGCCCGUAUCAGCACCGGCGUCACCGGCGCAAACGAGCAGCACCGCGCAGGACAACGGCUACAAGCAGUAUGUACGCACGUGGCGUAAUUUUGCUAUAAGAGAUAGAGCAUCGGUCGGAAAACGCCUUCAGAUGUAAAUGCGACGGGGAGCAAAUCAUUUGAGGUUUUGAUGGAAUUUGAUUUCUCUGCUACCCAUUUGCAUCAAUUGAAUUCAUUUUCUCUAUUUUUUUAAUUUUUCAUCAAUUAUUUCGUUUGUUUCUGGUUGUAGCAUCGGUGUAAGUUGCUGCUCGUUGCAACAUCGCGUUCCUUCAACAAAACCAAUCUGUUUUUGUGUGCGUUUUUGUCAACUUUAUGUUGAAGAAUAAUAAUUUAAUACAUUGUUUGUAGGAGAUUUCAACAUUUUUUGAAAAAUAAUAAGACAAUUACAUUUACAGCGUUGUUGAAGGUUUUUGUCCAUUAUUAAGCUAAAAAAAAAAUCAUCAAUAUGCUAUUUCCGUGUUCGCAAUAGGUUAUUUACUGUUACAGAUGUUUAAUUAAUGUUACCUUAUUUUUAAUGACAUCUCCUGUAGUUUGAGCUUUGUAAGAGCAGCAUUUGUGUAAUAAGCAAAGAUGCAUUUCAUCAUAGCGCAGAAGAGAAUGUAUGUUAAUUGAAAGCGAAAUUAAAUUAAUUACCACAAACACGACAACACGGCCCCUCGAAGAAGCAAACGCAUCUCUCGGACGGUGAAAUGGACGCUGCCGCAUAUGUUGCAAAGCCACGGUCACGGAGCUUUUCUCACGCCUCUCUCUCUCUCUCUCUCUCUAUCUCUCUCUCUCUCUCUCUCUCUCUCUCUCUCUCUCUCUCUCUCUCUCUCUCUGGUGGGCGGUUAAUCCGUUAACAGCGUAUAAUUUUCAAUUAGGUGCAAUCGAAACCGCCAAUUUUCAAUGAAUUUUAAUUUCGCUUGUUCGUUCGUCGUCGUUCGUCGCUUUGAUUCACAAACGCCCGGAAUCGCGCGAACCGCCUUUGAUUGGGUUUGCCGCGAGGUGUGAAAGAAAAAAGAAAAACAGUGAAAAUGUCCGGACGACGGUCACGGUAGCCCAGAAAACCACAGCUAAUGCAGCAACCCACCCACAUGGCAAUGGGGGUGUGGGUUGGAGAGUGAAACCAUUGCGAGACGAAUUUCAGGCCGCACCCGGCACAAGGCAAGGCUUAAAAUUAAGACUUCACACCAGCCGAUUCCCGGGCGAGGAGGGAUGAAAGCUGAAGCCAACCAACCAAGGUCAUCUUCGGAAGGUGGCUUUUGCGGUUGCGAAUGCUAUUUGUGUGGCUCACCGCAAUGAUUUUUAUGCAAUAAUGCCAUCCACCUUCGGGU